CCCACCUCGAGGCAUCGAGGUCCCUUGCAUGUCCUAACGCAGCGCUAAAUGACACUUUUAGCUUUUGCGUACUUUCGUUGCCACUCAUCAUUGAGAUUCCGAUAAUCCUCAGGACCAUAUGGAUCCCACAUCUCCGCCAUAAGCCCUCUCUUCCGGCGCGGUUCGAGCCCCAUGUCGCGCAUCAGCAUGUCAAGGUACGGUACUGCAUCGAAGAUAAAGCUGGGAGCUUUAUCGCCCCAGUCCGUGGGAUACCGCCAUUUGCCAAAUCGGUUAUGCAGCACUGUCUGAUACCGUAGUGCGCGCAUCUUUUCUUCGUCGCCGAUCGCCGCCGCGGGAUCAUUCGCCAGGAGCCCAGAGAAGAAACGCUCCGACGGCGGUACGAUGAAGUGAUGCAGCAUAUAGGGCGUCAGCGGCGUCCAGGGCGUUAUUUCAUCCUUUGUGUCGAUCCCCUCCUGAGAUGUCAGCGGGACGUAAUUCUUGUUCCAGACUGGCUGGUCUUUGAGCCGCGGAUAGCGCUCGAAAAUCUCUUUGUCAGCACGUUCGAUGAGAUCAAGUUGGUUUGCGAGGUCUUCUGCUGGGGCGUCCGAGGAACGGGCGUGCGGGAGUCCUAUCUCCUUAUCGAUUCCCUCAGGAAGGAACUUCAUGGGUGGCACAUGUUUCCAUCCGGUAACGGCGAGGAAGGCAUCUGAUUCCAGCUCUGUACCGUCGGUCAGAUGCACCUUACCAGGGCUCAGGCGGUGUACUUCACCCACGUGGAUCGAGAUUUUGUCGCCAUUCCUGAUCAUGUCGAAAAAGUCAGUGUCAUAGUUGAAGAUGCUGAAGCUGGUCCCUGUGAACAUGGGGUGAGUCCAUGGCUUUAGUUUCGCGGUUUCUGGGUGUUUGUCGAAUUCCCCGAGUGCUAUUACAUCUCCGCCAAGUACGUUCCAAAACCCGUUGACGAUGGCUCGGCCGAUAGCAGUGCCGUGGAGGAAGUUGCGGAUGCCACUGUAACCACCCGCUUCACUGAAAAUGCAGGGGCUAAACCAGGUCAGGACGCGUACAUCUAUGUAAAGAUAUUAGCACAAUACUGUAGAAAGCCUUGAGGUGAUGCGCGCAGGUUCCACACGUACUUGCGAGCUUUUCUAUCCAUUUCUUCAGUGGCGUCACAAACGGGGGUGACAUCCAACAUGGCCCACGUCCACUUGCUAAUAUUCUCAUGUUAGUCGUCCGGAUUAAUCAGUCAAUCUUAUUGCAGUACAUAGCACAUACCCCGGAUUACCCAAUUGACUUUCACCCCCGCCGUGGCAUAAGCAUACGCCGCGUCCCAAGCCGACUUGGUAGCACCCAAAAUUGUAACAGACUUCGCUGUUUCCAAAGUAUCUCUAUUCAGCAUGAAAUGCUUAUUAUGGAAUAUUGGCCCGCCGAAUGUCUCCUGGCCGUCAAAAUGCGGCAAGAAUGCCUCAGAAGUCAUCCCCGUCGCGAGAAUGAGCCGGCGCACAAAAACCUGCGACUCUUCCUGCUUCGAAUUUACAACGGUCAAUAUCCAACCUCCGGCACCCGUGUCCUGGUGCUCUGCCACGAUGACCUUGGUCUGGAGACGGAUCAGGUCAGUAAUACCAAACUUGGCCGCGUAUGCCUUGAGAUACGCAUUGAUGACUUCUCCAGGGAUAUGUUGGCGUGGUUUAACACCAAAUGUCUCUGUGUCCAUAGGGAAAUCUGGAUAUUCGUACGUCCCGAAGAGAUUGUUGCUCUUCAGAAGCGGGUAUAAGCGUUUGUCGCCCCAUGUUCCCCCAAGUGAGGAUUCGGAUUCGAAGAUAGCUAGAGAAUCGUCCGGAUUUGUGCAGUGAUACUGCUUUGCGGCACCCAGGCCAUACCACCCUGCAUGACAAAAAAAAUUGUUCAGCGCGGUCUUCAACCACGUCCAUCGGAAACAAAACCAAGGGAGUUCGCUUCUAGUUAGGGUCAAAUAGAAGUGUGCUUACCGGCGCCUACAACCGCGCAGUCAAGCGUCUCCAUCAUUGGGCCAGUGUUGGCCGCGGCACGGUCGUUCAGAUAGCCUCUUUAAUGACAAAGGCGUUGUGUCCCAGGGUCUGCCAGCUGAAAGGAACUUGUCAGUAUAGAAAAGUUGGAAGAGCUGAAGAAUCAGGGACGUCGUGGCAGCAAGAGUAUUCUCUGGUAACACGACACUGACACCAAAAACUGCCAAGGAGAAAGUCUCAUGAGAUGACCUUGGUCUGGCCGGUCGGUAUGGUAUGCAGGUCUUCACCAACUGUAUCCAGAGCGGUGGGCUCCUUCCAAUUAGCCAGCAGGGAGUGUUUCGUCCCUGAGCUAAUAGAGCUAAUGGGAUUGAACCCACGACUAGUCCAGUGGUCCUUGGAAGCUUGACAACCGCGAAUCAGUCAACGGUCACUGCAACGGCCAGGGAUGAUGGAACGGGAAAUGCACCAAGUCAGCGAUAAUCCAUGCGGAUACAACAGCAUAAUCAGUCGACUGGCAUCCACAGACCAAAAGCGCCCACAGUCCUCAAAUCCAAAGACAUUGUCUUAUCCUUCUGUCUUGCCGUGAUUUUCAACCCCUGUAGGCUCGGUGGGUCAAACAGCGCCUAGCACAAGCGUGGCACCACCUGGCUAAUUUUGUGCGGCAUAUCCUUGUAGAAACUACCUGACGGAUGUAACAAACAGCAGUGCUAACAGCCACUUCCAGUUAGUGCUAUACAGAACUAUGCAGCGGAAACGGCCAGCCUUCCGCCGUCUCGCAAGGUGAGGUGGUUCUCUGUGCAGGGAUGCCAAUUUGACAAACCGCUGUGGGCCAGGACAAAAAACUCCAUGUGCUGUGACAAGGGAUAAUCAUUAUCACUCACUCACAAGAAUACAGAGUAAUAAUUGUGAAAGUUGUGCGGUCCGUCUUUGCAUAUGCCACCCAUUAUUGCCGCAUUUUCAUGAAUAAAACAACUGACCCGAUCAAAGAUGGGAAUUGCUACGCCGUAUAUGUGUAUUUGUUUAUUUAUUUUUUUUGCCACUUAUCUGCUUGUUUUUCUAAUCCGUGCGGACAUACUCGUCAGAUCAACUGGCCCCCAGGCCUAUUCCAUUCCCCCCCCUUUUCCUCCCCCACACCCACCCGUGUAAGAAUUGAGUUUGAGUUUUUGAGAGGCCAUCAAAAACUAGGUUCGCGUGGCGUGAGCCGGGCUAAAAUACUUGGUUUUAUUAACUCCUCGUGGACCUACCAUGAGGAACCGAAAACUGCUCUCGCUGACUUUUGUGUCGAUCAUAACUGCAAAGAAAUUCCAUCCUGCCAGAGGGAGAUUUCACAGUUCCUGAAAUGUUUCUGAUGAGUGAUUGAUCAAUUGAGAACAGUGACAAAGGGCAGUGCAUAUCAAUUUUGGCAGGAAAUAAAGUAGGAACACUGCGGCCUCCCUCAUUAUCUCUUCCUCUGGCUGUGUAUGUUCGUCACCCCUCUGCCCUAAUGCAUUUAUGCAAGUAACGAAAUUUCUUCCUUCUGCAACCUCUAAACGUCAUGUCGCUACCUCCUCCAUCUGAUCCCGCUGCUGCUGCCGCUGCUGCUGCGGCAGAAGCAGCCUUCCAUAGCUUUUCCACUGAAGCCUGGACCCUCCUCGCGGUUGCAAUUCUGGUGACUGGUAUUAGGACAUAUGCCCGGGUGACCGCUGUCGGGUUCAAAGGCCUUCAACCGGACGAUUACCUGGUUUUGGUCGGAGCUACAUUCUACACUAUUGAAACUGCUCUCGCAUAUUCUGUCGGAAAUGUAGCCAAAGGGCUUGCCAACAAUGGCAUGACGGACGAACAGCGGGCGGCUCUGUCCCCUGGCAGUCCAGAGCACCGCCUAAGAGUUAUAGGCUCCAAAAUCCAGAUAUGCGGGUGGACGUCCUAUGGGAUAUUGCUAUGGUCGCUCAAAGCGUCGCUGCUGGUGCUUUACAUGAGAUUGACGCUUGGCUUAAAUCGCUCGUACCGGAUCCGAAUAUACAUUGGUUUUGGCUUCAUCGUCGCCAGUUGGGUCGCUGUGGUUCUGAAUCUCUUCCUUGCAUGCCGCCCUUUCCACAAAAACUGGCAGAUAUAUCCAGAUCCUGGAAACGUUUGUCAACCCGCCAUUUCGAACCAGAUCAUUUGGGUCUUCCUCGGGCUCAACGUUACCACAGAUAUGUACCUGCUUAGCAUACCGAUUCCCAUGCUUUGGCAAUCGAGUAUCAAACCCCUGAAGAAAGUAGGGUUGACAAUCCUAUUUAGCGGAGGAUUGCUCGUCAUGGCCUGCGCCGUCCUGCGAGUUGUAAUGAUCGUAAUAGAUCCAGUCAAUGGCGCACAGUCAGCCGGGUCAUGGGCCGUCCGCGAAACUUUCGUUGCGGUAGUAACAACGAAUUUGCCAAUGAUUUUCCCCCUCAUGAAGCGCUGGUUAUCUAGUGUCUUUGGUUCCCUAAUCACUUCAAUGCGCUCGAGUAAGAGGACGGGCAACGAAACACCAAAGGACCUGCGCACUUUUGGUGGUAGUAGCGGCUUUAAUAGCAGCAAUAGACGGGGCCGCGGCCCUCCUACUGCAAACCCUAUCCCGAAUACAACGUUCAGCGAGAGCGAGGAGAGGAUUAUAGAGGAGUACAACAUGCAGGAGAUGAAAAACAAUAAAAAUAGGAGCACCAAUGGGAAUGCGGAUUCGACCCAGCGGUACAACGGCAAUGAUAAUAAGAUCCAGAAACGUAUCGACUUCACAGUUGUUUCCGAGGAUGGUUCCAGCGACGGUCAACGUGCCUCUCCUGGGAAUCAUGAUAAUGGAAGGUUGCAUAAUGGUUUCGACUUUUCCGGCGGUGCAGCGACGAGCGGCUUCCGCACCGGCGAUCGUGCCAAUACGAGGAAUUUUUAAUGAGAUUAUUUUUUUUGGUCCGUUUAUCUGUCAUAAUUCGUACAUAGUGUCAGGUAUGCGAAAAGGGGCGAAUGGCGUUGGUUAUACCUUUUGCUUUUUGUUUUGUUGCGCUUGCGUACGUUCUGGUGGCACACUUUUAUGAUAGACUUUUUUCCAGGAAACAAUGUAUAAGAAUGCAUUGUUGAUAGCAUAGUGAUCCGUUGGCAUGCCGAAUGUCCACAAAGCUUGGUACAUGCGCUGACAAUUGGUAGACGUAGGCGUCGGAUAUGCGCUUAUGGGUUUGAUUUAGUACCUGGGCCCUAGCCAGUGAACAGAGUGGCACUGGCAAUAAUCCUUGUCAAUGUUGACUUGCCAACCCGAGGAACUCAUUCCACUCUCUUUCUUGUUCAACCACCCAGAUUGAUUUGUCUAUAGCCGGAAAGGCCACCCCUAAAAAAUAAAAGGGAAGCGAAACAAUAUGUUGCAAGAUGUCACAAAUAAUAGUGCAAUAAGAAUCAUAAAAAUAAAUCACUUUAAAAUUCUCCUCGUUUCUUCUUUUUCCUAAUUAUAGUUGCAUCGAGA
Messenger RNA from Blastomyces dermatitidis ER-3, 5403 nucleotides. RefSeq lists its product as uncharacterized. The transcript is spliced from 7 exons. The record is from RefSeq and is a predicted model, not a curated record. The coding region runs from base 3493 to 4842 and encodes 449 amino acids. NCBI's taxonomy places the organism in Eukaryota, Fungi, Ascomycota, Eurotiomycetes, Onygenales, Ajellomycetaceae.